Chelmon rostratus (copperband butterflyfish) is the source of this 2912-nucleotide messenger RNA. RefSeq names its product cytohesin-3-like. Bases 134 to 1318 code for a protein of 394 amino acids. The record is from RefSeq and is a predicted model, not a curated record. Gene Ontology annotation, biological process: regulation of ARF protein signal transduction. The transcript has 13 exons. NCBI's taxonomy places the organism in Eukaryota, Metazoa, Chordata, Actinopteri, Chaetodontiformes, Chaetodontidae. Gene Ontology annotation, molecular function: guanyl-nucleotide exchange factor activity.
CCGGCUUCGCCUGCUUGUCAGCGCGGAAAGCAGAGACAAUUCUGCUGAAAAACAGUGAAAAAAGAGACAUUUUCCGCGAGGUUUCAGCCGGACACACCUUCUGCCGGACUGCCCGGUCCCCGCUUCAGUCGAUAUGGAUGAAGACAAUCAUGUUCCCGAGGACCUGUCCCUGGAGGAGAGGGAUGAGCUGUCGAACAUCCGACGCAGGAAGAGAGAGCUGCUCGAUGAUAUUGAGAGGUUGAAGUUCGAGAUAGCUGAGGUCAUGACGGAGAUCGAGCAGCUGACGUGCGUUGGAGAAAGUAAAACAUCCCAGAGAAACAAACAGAUCGCCAUGGGCAGGAAGAAAUUCAACAUGGAUCCAAAGAAGGGAAUUCAGUUCUUGCUGGAGAACGACCUCCUGCAGCACACUCCCGAAGACAUCGCGCAGUUCCUCUACAAAGGCGAGGGCCUCAACAAGACCGUCAUCGGAGACUACUUAGGCGAGAGGGAUGACUUCAACAUCAAGGUGCUGCAGGCUUUUGUGGAGCUGCAUGAAUUCGCAGACCUCAACCUCGUCCAAGCACUACGGCAGUUCCUGUGGAGUUUCCGCUUGCCGGGUGAAGCCCAGAAGAUCGACCGUAUGAUGGAGGCGUUUGCCUCACGGUACUGCCAGUGCAACCCCGGAGUCUUCCAGUCGACAGAUACCUGCUACGUGCUCUCAUUCGCUAUCAUCAUGCUGAACACCAGCCUACACAACCCUAACGUCAGAGAUAAGCCCCCCGUGGAGCGCUUCAUCUCCAUGAACAGAGGCAUCAAUGAAGGAGGAGAUCUGCCAGAGGAGCUUCUCAGGAACCUUUACGACAGCAUCAAAAACGAGCCCUUCAAAAUCCCAGAGGAUGAUGGGAACGAUCUGACGCACACGUUCUUCAACCCCGACAGAGAGGGCUGGCUCUUAAAGCUCGGCGGCCGGGUGAAGACUUGGAAGAGACGGUGGUUCAUUCUGACCGACAACUGCCUCUAUUACUUUGAAUACACAACAGAUAAAGAGCCUCGUGGGAUUAUUCCUCUGGAGAACCUCAGUAUCAGAGAGGUGGACGAGCCCAGGAAACCUAACUGCUUCGAGCUCUACAACCCCAACCACAAGGGUCAGGUGAUCAAGGCCUGCAAGACCGAGGCGGACGGGCGGGUCGUCGAGGGCAACCACGUAGUGUACAGGAUAUCGGCCCCCACGCCAGAGGAGAAGGAGGAGUGGAUCAAAUCCAUCAAAGCAAGCAUCAGCAGGGAUCCUUUCUACGACAUGCUGGCCACCAGGAAGCGAAGGAUAGCCAAUAAGAAAUGAUGACCGUCCACCUCCAACCACACCUGCAUCGCCACCAUGUCUGUGAACAGCAGAGUCCUUGUGUGUGUGCAUGUGUGUGUGUGUGUGUGUGUAUGUGUGUAUGUUACGGGGGUCACGAAGGCCUCCCAUUUGUUCUUUCAGGGCUGGAGGACAAGCAGCAGACACAGAUGGGAGUUUAUUUCCGCCCGGAGAUUGUCUGCGCCUCAGUUCUUGGUUGAUUUGAAGGUUUUAUUUCAGUCGGCGCAGACUUUGAACACUGAUGUGCCAUUUGGGUGAAACUUGGAGAAGAGGGAAAUCUUUACCAAGCUGGAUGAGAAAAAAUGGACUAAAGGAAGAGGGGCAGGCACGUGGAAAUCUUUGCACGGCGUGGCUGUGACGAGAUUGCCCUCUGCUGGACACGUUAGGAACUCAACCGGCUGUCCUGCACGUGCAGGGUUUGAAAUCUCAGUAUCAAUCCUACAAAUAUGGCAUUCCUAUCAUCCAGACCAGUUCACCUGGUGGGUCGUCUGCUGUCUGCCAGCAAGACUCCAAGAUGCCAGUCAACAUGUUGUUAUCUUCACCUCAUGUCCUUCGACAACUGCCAACACCAACAAUGUUUUGUAGUAUCAAGAAACUACAGAAAGCCUCAAGCUUAUAAAUCAGCUGGUCUGAUUGUUAGCCCUCAAGUGACUGUAUCUGUAUAUGCAAACACACUGAUUUAUUCUAGAAAAUUAAAGUUAGGCUCAUAUUCUUUUUUUCUUUCACAGUACACUCCCUUAUCUCUUCUUUGAAGGCAAAGAAAUAGAUGCAGGUUGAGGAAUAAUACUGAACAUAUAUUGAGUGUAAUGAUCCAGUUCAGUGGUCACAGUUUGUCAUUUCAUGUAUUGAACAUCCACCUCUGUGCUCAAGUGCAUUUGUUUUGUAUUUAUUUUCUUAAUUUGUUUAACAAAAGAGGCAGCCCCCAAUUUACAUUAUGCAUGUAUAGUAUAUAAUGUACAUACUGUUUUUUUUCUUUGUCGUGUUUAUGUAGCAUGUAAAUCAUAAUGGCCGUAGCCUAUACCCGUUCACCUUGUUAGUUCAACAGCUAACAGUUUACAAUAGUGGAAGAGGGACGUUGUGCAGCAGUGAAACCUCCUCACACUGUUAUUACUGCAAAUCAGAUAAUACAAGAUGUUAUAUGCUAGGAAAACUCACUAUGCUGAGUUGGACAAGAGUGUGUAGGACAUAAGCGGGUUCAAAAUACCCUUAAAUACUGUGUGAGUGUAACUGGAAUCUGAGGACUGUUUUUCCCAAACAGGUAAAGCCAACUCGCAGCCAAAUGUUUUAGUUGGAGUUCUGAGUUUUAAACACGGCUUGAUGUGAGUUUGGGAAAACUGCUCGUGCAUACUUUGAUGAAGACUUUGAAUAAAAACACAUGCUGAUCAGAAAACACUUUUUUGUGUGCAUGAGAAUUCAGUGAGAAGAGCUUGACAUGCUAAACUUACCAGGUCUUUGGUUAUUUCAAACAUGAAACGGCGUUGUGAAUGAAAUAGUCAGCUGAGCCGCCGUGAUGACUCAUAGCUAAAAACAAAAGUGUGUAUAUUAAACAUAACCCGAAUACAGAAGAGUGCUAUCA